AUGGACUCUUGCUAUGAGAGGUUCCGGAGGCUGAAUCCUCCUAUGUUUGAUGGUGGAGCUGAUUAUUUAGCUGCCGAGACUUGGAUUCGGGAAAUAGAAGAAAUGUUUGAUGCACUACAAUUUUCCGAAGAUGUCAAGAUCAGACUGGCGAUACCCAUGCUUAAAGGAAAUGCCAAGUUUUGGUGGACGGCCAUGAAAGCUACAUUCGAGGGUGAUGAUGAACAACUGACUUGGAAUGAAUUCAAGGAUAUAUUCUAUGAUCAGUACUUUCCUAAGUCAGUGAGGCUAUCAAAGGAGAAUGAGUUCCUAUCUUUGAGGCAGUCAGAGAACAUGACGGUGUUGGAAUAUGCCAACAAGUUCAAUGAAUUAGGCCGGUUCUGUCCUCGACUUAUGGAGGAUGAUCAAAGCAAGGCCAAUAGAUUCGAGCAAGGCUUGAGAUACGGGAUUCGAUCCCGGUUGUCAGUUCUAAUUUUUAAUAGUUACAGGAAUGUACUGGACAGAGCUCUGAAGGUUGAAGCUGAACUGAUUAGAUCAGAAAGAGAAAGAGGUGGCCAGAAGAAGCCUAGGAUAUCAGGGAAUCAGAUUAAACAACCAAGAGACUAUGAAGGCCCUUCAAAUAAGAAGAGAUUUGAAGCUUGUUACUACUGUGAUAAAUUUCAUGCUGGACCUUGUCUAAAGAAAGCAGGAGCCUGCUUCAUUUGUGGGCAGCCGGGGCACAUGGCACGUGACUGUCUGAAUAGAAAGGAGAAUGACUCUGGACCUGCCAGACCUGCUGAUCAAAGACAGAAGGGUGGUGCACGGGUUUUCGCACUAACACAGCAGGAUACUAGUGCCUGUGACGAAGUGGUGGCAGGUAUGAUUCCCAUUAAUACUAUAGAUGCUUAUGUAUUGUUUGAUUCUGGCUCUACUCAUUCCUUUAUAUCCUCCAAGUUUUCUACCUCUUUGAAUCGCAUACCUGAUAAGCUAGAUGAGCCACUAUAUGUUGCUACUCCUCUUAAGAAAACAGUAGUGGUUGAUUCUGUUUUUAAGAACCGCAUAAUUCAGAUAGGAGAUAGAGAAUUGAUAGCAGACUUGAUACAAUUAGAUAUACAUGACUUUGAUGUGAUUCUCGGGAUGAACUGGCUGUCCGAGUAUCAUGCUUGUUGGGGAGAAAACCCAAGUCAUUCCUCCUCAGAGGCGCUCGACUAG
Messenger RNA from Phoenix dactylifera (date palm), 1188 nucleotides. The record is from RefSeq and is a predicted model, not a curated record. NCBI's taxonomy places the organism in Eukaryota, Viridiplantae, Streptophyta, Magnoliopsida, Arecales, Arecaceae.